CUGAAAAAACAUUUCUGAUAAACACUGAACUCUAUUUUAUUUUGGCCGAUCAAUUUAUCAUCUCCUUUUUCUUCUCUCUCUAGGUUUGAAGGCCCUUCCCGUCAAUGGAAAACAACGGCCAAGCAGCUGCUAGCGGUCCUCCUCCAAAACCAUGGGAAAGAGCAGGAUCUUCUUCUGGUCCUGCACCGUUUAGGCCACCCUCUGCUGGAAAUACGAGUGAAGUUGUAGAAGCUUCUGGGACAGCUCAACCUGGUGAAGUUGUUUCGACUACCAAUACAAAUGUUAAUAGAAAUACAGUUAAUUCAGUUGGGCGGCCCGUCCCUGCCAGGCCUUGGGAGCAGCAACAGACAUAUGGGAGCACUUAUGGAGGUUAUGGUACGGGUGUAAACUAUAACUCUGGAUAUGGAGGUGGGAUGUACGGUUCUUCAUAUGGGGGACUUGGAGGGGGUGUUGGUGGUGGGAUGUAUGGGAAUAGCAUGUAUAGAGGUGGUUACAGCGGACUUUAUGGGGGUGGUAGCAUGUAUGGAGGAGGAAUGUAUGGUGGUGGUUUGGGGGGUGGUUUGGGAGGUCCUAUGGGGGGCUAUGGAAUGGGCAUGGGGGGGCCUUAUGGUGAACAGGAUCCAAACAAUCCGUAUGGACCACCUUCUCAACCCCCAGGCUUCUGGAUUUCACUAAUGCGGGUGAUGUCAGGAGUAGUUAAUUUCUUUGGGAGGGUGGCAAUCUUGAUCGACCAGAAUACGCAGGCUUUCCAUAUGUUCAUGUCUGCCCUUCUUCAGCUCUUUGAUAGGUCCGGAAUGCUAUAUGGAGAGUUAGCAAGGUUUGUUCUUAGAAUGUUAGGAGUCCGAACAAAACCCAAGAGAGUUCAUCCAUCAGGCGCUGAAGGUCUACCCGGACCUCACAAUAUGCCAGGAAAUCAGAACUACAUCGAGGGCCCCAAGGCUGCUCCAAGCGGUGGUUGGGAUAGCGUGUGGGGUGAUGAUAGGUAAUGCAUCAAUACAUAUAUGAGAUUUUUGGUUCUAAAUCUGCACCGAAGAUGCAAUGCGUAAGAAAGAGGAUGCUGUUUCCUCGGAAAAAUACCGGUUCUCAGCAAAAUUACAAUCCCCUUUUUUCAUAAUCUGGCUCCACAGUUGUAAAACAUUAAAAAAGCAAAUACUGUUGUGUUUGAAUUAUGCUAGCAUAUAGUUGAAUGUGUUAUUUUACUUGUAAAAGUUGUAACUAUUGACCCUCGAUGGGCUAUUUUAUGGAAAUUGAUAUAGUUUUUGAGAUAA
Messenger RNA from Salvia hispanica, 1268 nucleotides. Its product is annotated as peroxisomal membrane protein 13. Lineage: Eukaryota; Viridiplantae; Streptophyta; Magnoliopsida; Lamiales; Lamiaceae. Gene Ontology annotation, cellular component: peroxisome; peroxisomal membrane; peroxisomal importomer complex. The record is from RefSeq and is a predicted model, not a curated record. Gene Ontology annotation, biological process: protein import into peroxisome matrix, docking.